UCCCCAUGCGUCGUUUGCGUACACAGACAAAUAACAUGGCAGACCGUUCUGAAAAGCAUAUUUAAAUUUUCAAAAUAUACUUCGAAUAGUCUAAAUAUUCAACUCGUUUCCAAGGAUUACGAGGUAUUUUUUUUUGUGCUUUGCAGCCGAUAUAAACCCCUGGUUAUGGAAUUAUGGCACGAGCUCCUGGGCACUUCUGCGCCGUCCAAUGUCUGCAUUCUGGCCUUGACAGUAUUCGUGGCCGUCUAUUAUCUAAUGCACACAUUUCGCAAACACCAGGAUUUCUCCAAUAUUCCUCCUGGUCCUAAACCAUGGCCAAUAGUUGGAAAUUUCGGCGGGUUUCUGGUUCCCAAUUUCAUCUGGAGGAGGUUUGGAGGCUGGGGAGGGAAGGACGUCCCAAAGUCCAAGACACGAGCUCUAAUUUCGCCUCAAGUUAUUAUCACGGAACAAGCUAAGGUUUACGGUAACAUCUACAGUAUGUGGGUAGGGAGUCAGCUGGUAGUAGUACUGAACGGAUAUGAAGUGGUCAGGGAUGCCCUCUCAAACCGGGCAGAUGUGUUCUCCGACAGACCAGAGAUUCCCACCGUUACCAUCAUGACAAAGCGGAAAGGCAUAGUUUUUGCACCUUAUGGACCAGUAUGGAGAAGGCAGCGCAAGUUCUGCCACACCACGCUGCGGAACUUUGGCCUGGGCAAGUUGAGCCUGGAGCCCUGUAUCCUUGAGGGGCUGGCUGUGGUCAAAUCUGAGCUGCUGCGUCUCAGCGAGGAAGAUACUGAGGGUUCAGGAGUGGACCUGACCCCUCUGAUAACUAACUCUGUGUCCAACGUAAUCUCCUACAUCGCUCUGGGCCAGCGCUUCCACCACACUGACCGGGAGUUUGGCGCCCUGCUGGACCUGAUGGCCCGCGGCCUAGAGAUCAUCGCCAACAGCGCGGCGGUCCUCAUCAAUGUCUUCCCCCUGCUCUACUACCUGCCCUUCGGUGUCUUCAGAGAGGUACGGCAAGUGGAAAGGGACAUCACUGCUUUCCUGAAACAGAUCAUCACCAGACACAGGGAGACGUUAGAUCCAGCCAACCCCAGAGAUCUUAUAGACAUGUACCUGGUAGAGAUGCUGGCCCAGGAGGCCGCUGGGGAGACGGACAGUAGCUUUUCAGAGGACUAUCUAUUCUACAUCAUAGGAGACCUCUUCAUCGCUGGUACUGAUACCACCACCAACACAGUGCUGUGGAUGAUGCUCUACAUGGUCGUGUAUCCAGAUAUCCAAGAGAGGGUGCAGGCGGAGAUCGAUGCAGUGGUGGGCCCAGACAGGGUCCCGUCUCUCACUGAUAAAGGCAGCCUGCCGUUCACAGAGGCCACCAUCAUGGAGGUGCAGAGGAUGACUGUGGUGGUCCCCCUGGCCAUCCCUCACAUGGCCUCAGAGACCACAGAGUUCCGUGGCUAUACGAUCCCUAAGGGCACAGUGAUCAUCCCCAACCUGUGGUCUGUCCAUAGGGAUCCCACUGUGUGGGAGGAGCCAGACGACUUCAACCCCUCUCGUUUCCUAGACGACCAGGGGAAUCUCCUGAGGAAAGAGUGCUUCAUACCGUUCGGAAUAGGCCGCAGGGUGUGUAUGGGCGAGCAGCUGGCUAAGAUGGAGCUGUUUCUGAUGUUCACCAGCCUGCUGCAGGCCUUCAGUUUUAGACUGCCCGAGGGGCUGGCCCCUCCUCCCAUGCACGGGCGCUUUGGCCUCACCCUGGCCCCCUGCUCAUACACUGUGAUUGUGAGGCCCCGGCGAUGAGGCCACCAGACGAACAACAACCGCUGACACUGUAAUUAAGCCAUAAGGCACAAGAGGAAGUGGUGUAUCAUGAAUACAGUCACAGGUAAACGGCGUUAGUUGGCCCGAUGCGACAGCAUCAGCCAGUCAACCCAUUUGUCUGUGACUGUAUUCAUGAUACUGCCUCGUGCCUUAUUGCUUUUAUAAAACUGUUGCUAAAAUAACAAUUAAUUACAUAUUUUAAUUAAAACAGUAUGUUGAUAAGUCAUACUAUUUAAUUCUUCCACCAGAAGAUAUAGUCCAGACAAAAAUCAGGUUUUUAGUUAUUUUUGUCAUGUUGCUACCGAUGCCACCCAGUCUUCAUUUUUUUUUGCAUAGUUGCUAUGCAAAGGUACCGGGAGUUCAUUCUAAACAAAAUGGGUGCAAUGCAGGGGGACCAUGUCUGUUCCAAGGACCCUAUGUUCCCAGGGCCCCAUGUUCCCAGGGCCCCAUGUUCCCAGGGCCUAAUGUUCCCAGGGCCCCAUGUUCCCAGGGCCUAAUGGUCCCAGGGCCUAAUGUUCCCAGGGCCUAAUGUUCCCAGGGCCCCAUGUUCCCAGGGCCUAAUGUUCCCAGGGCCUAAUGUUCCCAGGGCCCCAUGUUCCCAGGGCCUAAUGUUCCCUCAACCAUUUUUUUCCUUCAGCUCUAUCUUCUAAACAUGACAACAGUAAAUAUUAAAGACAAAAACCUUCUGUCAUGUAAUAAAAUAUUUUACAUAGCUUAUAUUUUUCAUACCCUUUGUAUUUUGGUGCGUUAAUCCACUGUUACUGAUGGCCAGUAUUCUGUUACAUGUUUUUGAAAUAUGUAUUUCAAUUACUUGAGUAUUUUGUCAUUUGUAUUUCACUGGACUGAAAUAAGUUUAAAAAUCAAAAAUUAUUUUGAAUAUCUAUUGCAUUAUGAUCUUGAUGUGCUUUAAUGCAUCUGUUGCGCACACUAUUCUUGUCUUUCAAUAGAAAGUGAUCUUGCAUCCUAUCAAACUACAAUGCUAUUAUUGACUAAUUUCUAUAUCAGAGCAAUAGUAGGAAUCUAAUAAAACACACCACAUCAAAACUGUGUGAAAGGUCAUGGAACGGGCUAAAUAGUCACGUGACCACUGCCACACAACGACCUUCCUACUUUCCAUGGUGUCUGAGUGUCAGUCUGCCUGUACGUUCAGCCACAGCCAGCUCCUUCAUUCUGGUGCGGUCCUCUCCGCAUUGCAAACCAUGGCUUUCUUCACUCACCAAGUCAUCAGAGGUCUCUCCUCUUCUGCAGUCCGAAAUGCAGCGAUCAAACACGUUACGAUCAUCGGGGGUGGUCAGAUGGGUGCAGGUAUCGCACAGGUUGCUGCUACAACAGGCCAUUCGGUGGUGCUAGUUGACACAAAUGAGGAAAUCCUGAAGAAAUCCGCCAAGGGAAUAGAAGGCAGCCUGAAGAGGGUGGUCAAGAAGAAGUUCGCUGACAAGCCAGAUGCAGGAGCAGAGUUUAUUGCCAAGGUGAUGGCCAACGUGUCCAUAUCGACAGACGCAGCGUCUGUGGUGGGGAGUACAGACUUGGUGCUGGAGGCCAUUGUGGAGAACCUCAAGA
Molecule: messenger RNA, 3357 nt
Organism: Oncorhynchus mykiss (rainbow trout)
Lineage: Eukaryota; Metazoa; Chordata; Actinopteri; Salmoniformes; Salmonidae
Product: cytochrome P450 2U1
Biological process (GO): xenobiotic metabolic process
Cellular component (GO): intracellular membrane-bounded organelle; cytoplasm
Molecular function (GO): iron ion binding; steroid hydroxylase activity; oxidoreductase activity, acting on paired donors, with incorporation or reduction of molecular oxygen, reduced flavin or flavoprotein as one donor, and incorporation of one atom of oxygen
Source: RefSeq, a predicted model, not a curated record